Molecule: messenger RNA, 1845 nt
Organism: Malaya genurostris
Lineage: Eukaryota; Metazoa; Arthropoda; Insecta; Diptera; Culicidae
Product: dnaJ protein homolog 1-like
Exons: 2
Coding region: 155-1219 (354 amino acids)
Biological process (GO): negative regulation of transcription by RNA polymerase II
Cellular component (GO): cytosol
Molecular function (GO): protein-folding chaperone binding
Source: RefSeq, a predicted model, not a curated record
GUUUUCUAGAGUAAUUUGCUUCCAGAAACUUCUCGAAUGUUGAUCUGGAAGUUUUGACUUUUAAAUAAAAGUGGUUUGUCUGAAUUAGCUCGCCUUCAGUCGUCGAGUAGAAAUUCAAGAAGCAAGUUUACAAAAGAAGGUGCGAUCGAAAAAAAUGGGAAAAGAUUAUUACAAGAUUUUGGGAGUGUCCAGAGGGGCCUCGGAUGAUGAGAUCAAGAAGGCCUAUCGUAAAUUGGCCCUGAAAUAUCAUCCGGACAAAAACAAAAGCCCUCAGGCCGAGGAAAGAUUCAAGGAAGUAGCCGAAGCCUAUGAAGUACUAUCGGACAAAAAGAAGCGCGACAUUUUCGAUCAGUACGGAGAGGACGGUUUAAGAGGUGGAGUCGGUGGAGGUGGCAACAAUGAUACCAAUGGUUCAUUCUCGUAUCAGUUCCACGGCGACCCGAGGGCAACGUUUGCUCAAUUCUUCGGAACGAGUGAUCCGUUCGGAGUGUUUUUCGGUAAUGAUGGCGUUGGUUCCAAUAUGUUCUAUCAUGAGAUUGGUGGGGAUAUGAAUGAUCCGUUCGGAUUUGGUGGCCGUGGUGGCAUGGGACCAGGUUUCCCAGGAGCAUCCAGAUCACAGUCGUUCAAUGUUAAUGGUUCGCCCAACAGAAAACAUAAGAUGCAAGAUCCAUUAAUAGAGCAUGAUUUGUACGUAACGCUGGAGGACGUAAACCAUGGAUGCCAAAAGAAAAUGAAAAUUUCAAAAAUGGUUAUGCGACAGGACGGAACAGCUCGGAAGGAGGAAAAGAUUCUGAAUAUUAACGUGAAACCCGGUUGGAAAGCUGGAACGAAAAUUACUUUUCCGAAAGAAGGUGACCAAGUUCCUGGCAAAAUUCCUGCCGAUAUUGUGUUCAUCAUUCGAGACAAACCCCAUCCGCACUUCAAACGGGAGGGCAGCGAUAUAAGGUACACGGCCAAAAUCACCCUACGCCAGUCACUAUGUGGAACCGUGGUCAAAGUACCUACCCUCAGCGGUGAACAAUUGUCGAUAUCCACCGUGGGAGAAAUUGUGAAGCCAACCACCGUGAAAAGACUGCAGGGACGAGGAUUGCCGUUUCCAAAGGAACCAUCGCGAAAAGGUGAUCUGCUGUUGGCGUUUGACAUCCAGUUCCCCAGCCAGCUGAAUCAAAACGCUAAAGAUAUCCUAUCAGAUUUGCUACCAAUGGAUGGAAAUUCCUAAGUUGGGAGAAAUAAGAAUGUUCUAGAGUGACGGAAAAUACGUCGCGGGCAAGGCGCGUGAUGAAAUCUCUCUCGAACGUUCCUUUCCUCUCUGACCGUUACCAAUGUGUUUUGAUUACGACAGCAUCGCGAGAGUGAGAGAGAGCGAUGGAGAGUUGCUGAUGAUUCCCUGUAAAUAUGCUUAGUGUAUUUCAUGUGCUGAACCAGUGGUGGUUCGAAAAAUCGAUAACGAGAGAUGUGAAACUGUAAAUAGCUUUAUUAUGAUGUGAAAGUGUGAAAAAUUUUCUGUACACAAGAAGGAAAAAGAAAAUGUUAUUAGUUUUUCUUUUAAGUUUUAGCUAAAUCUAUUUGAUUAAUUAGGAUAGUGAUCCUGAAACAGAAUGAUUGUGAUGAUGAAUUGCGUUGAUUAGUCUUGGUAAGAAGAGAACGCAUUUAUCUGCUACUUACUAAAAAAACGAAGUCGAUUAUCAUGUGUGGAAGAACAUAAUCGUUGAUUUUGAAGUAAUUCGAAAAAUGGAUAUGGUUUGCUAGAACGUUAUAAUUUCAAUUGUUCGCUGUAAAUAUUUGAGCAAGUUGGUUUAGUUAAUAGAACAAUUUUGUACGUUUUAGUACAUGUAUAAUCAACAA